Messenger RNA from Thermothielavioides terrestris NRRL 8126, 692 nucleotides. RefSeq lists its product as uncharacterized. NCBI's taxonomy places the organism in Eukaryota, Fungi, Ascomycota, Sordariomycetes, Sordariales, Chaetomiaceae. The transcript has a single exon. The record is from RefSeq and is a predicted model, not a curated record. The coding region runs from base 32 to 604 and encodes 190 amino acids.
CGCGCCGCGGGAAUGGCGCGUCGGAUGCCUGAUGCUUUGGUGGCCUGGUUUUUGGGUGCUGGGGCUUGCUGGACAGGGGGUGUGUCUGGUCUUGUAUUUUGCCCGGGUCAGGCAGGUGAGGCCGUGGGAGGGGGCGGUGGGGGAUGGUGAUGGAGGAGGGGGUGGUGAUGGUGGUGGUGAGGAGGGAGCGGUUGAGGAGGGGGUUGGUGGUGAUAAUGAAGGUGACGGUGAUGGAAAGGAGGUAGAGAAAGGGGCGGUUGUUUGCGGGUGGAGGGAGCACCGGAGGAAGGGGACCGGGAGCAGCAGCAGUGUCGUCAGCGCUGCGAGCAAAGCAUGGAGCACCGCGAGUGUGGUUGAUCCGUUGAGGAAACCGAGUUUACAGGUGUUCGGGCCGGCGAAUGACUACUCCGGGGAGCCGUGGACGAGCGCGUACAAGGCGAAGGGGCUGGUGCGGCGGGUGUUUGACGAGACGGUGCCGGUGCAGGACAAGGCGCUGGUGAUGUGGCAGGAUCGGACCGUGUUCGUUGCGCUGGUAUGGGCAGGGGCGGUGUCGACAGCGUUAGCGGUAGGGUCGCUGUUUGUGCCUAGUGGGGGUUUGUUCUAGCAGGAGAGGCGCCGAUGAGGCCUGUAUUGACAAGGGCUUGUGGCUGACUGGAGGAGAUGUUUGCGUCGAGAGUGCCAGUGUCUCUCCC